Messenger RNA from Heterocephalus glaber (naked mole-rat), 3555 nucleotides. It is a transcript of the gene Bhlha15, whose product is annotated as basic helix-loop-helix family member a15. Gene Ontology annotation, molecular function: protein dimerization activity; DNA-binding transcription factor activity, RNA polymerase II-specific; E-box binding. The record is from RefSeq and is a predicted model, not a curated record. Gene Ontology annotation, biological process: sensory organ development; axon development; positive regulation of transcription by RNA polymerase II. Lineage: Eukaryota; Metazoa; Chordata; Mammalia; Rodentia; Bathyergidae. Gene Ontology annotation, cellular component: nucleus.
AGGUUUUUGGGGGGACAGUGGGUUUUGAACCCAAGUUGUCUGCCUCCCGCCCCUAGAGACCAAACCCCAGGGACAACCAACAUUUCCUCCUGACCAGGGGACACACUGCCAGCAGAAGCUCCGCCUAGCGUCUGGGGGAUAGGAAAAGGGACCUGCGUCCCUAACCCCUUGGGCUGCUGGGUCCUCAGCAACAUCCGGAUGCGCUGGGGUGGGGACGCGGGGGAACCGGGCCCCGCACUGCACUGCGAGGAUGUGGCGCUCCCCCGUCACGGUUUCUAUGAUUACACAAGCGCUGCUCCACGGCUUCCGAGACUUGGGCUCCAGGUUCCAGCCUUAGCCAGGUGCGGCGGUCAGGUGCAGCCCCACGACACGGCCCCCAGAAGCCCUGAGGUCCCCAGCUGCAGAACGGGCCCCCACGCCCUCGGCGCCAGGCACUCCGGGCCGGGUCUGGAGGACCCCGGGUCCCGAGAGCGGAGGCGUGGCCGCCCACCCGGCCCCGCCCCGCGGGCUCAUUUACAUGCGUCCUCGGCCCCGCCCGGAGCGGCUAAAGCGACGUGUCCUUGUCCCCCGUGGGCAGCCUCGGCGCGUGCAACCUCGGUUCUCCAGUUCUGAGGGCCUCUUUCUCCUCCUGGGACAUCAACUAGUCCGGACCAUGAAGACCAAAACCCGGCCCCCUCGGCGCCGGGCACCCCUGCAGGACACCGAGGCCCCUGCCGAGGACCAGGCAGAGGACAGGCCCCAGCCUGGUGGUGGGUCGGAGCCGGCCAAGGGUCUUCGGAGCAGGACAUCCAGGGUGGCUGCGGGGACACGGACUGAGGGUGGGCGCCGGAGACAGGGCCCGGGCAGCCGGCGUGAGAACAGCAUCCAGAGGCGGCUGGAGAGCAACGAGAGGGAGCGGCAGCGAAUGCACAAGCUCAACAACGCCUUCCAGGCCCUGCGCGAGGUCAUCCCGCACGUGCGUGCCGACAAGAAGCUCUCCAAGAUUGAGACGCUCACGCUGGCCAAGAACUACAUCAAGUCACUGACCUCCACCAUCCUGACCAUGUCCAGCAGCUGCCUCCCGGGCCUGCAGGGGCCAGAGCCUGCGCUGGGGCCCAAGCUUUACCAGCACUACCACCAGCAGCAGCAGCAGCAGCAUGUGGCCGGGGACCCACUGGGGAUCACAGAGGCCCAGCCCCAGGGCCACCUGCAGCGGUACUCCACGCAGAUCCACAGCUUCCGAGAGGGCAGCUAGCACCUGGACUGGGGCGGAGUGGCAGUGGUGGCCCAGCCUGCUCCUCCCAGCCCUGGUCCUUCUGUACCUGAGCCCCAGACCCGUGGUGAUGUCAGAUCUAAGAGGUUGUGUCUCCAGCAACUCCGUUUUCCCUGAAUAGUCAGCUCAGCCACUUCCCUGGAGCAGUUUUUUCCAGACCACCCAAAGGACAAGCAACCUGUCCAACUGUUUCUGGGCCAUGACCCUGAGCAUCGUAAGGCCCAAUGUCCCGGAGAGGUUCCAAGCCCGGCUGUUUUUGCAUUGAGCCAGUGGCCUCAUUAAGAGCGGGAAAGACCCUCUUGCCUUCUUCAUCACUAAAUUCUCUUUCCCUUGCGUUACAAGGGGGAUUCAAGAAAACUUUACCUACGAGUUUCCCUGUAGCUGCUGAGGCCAAGCGGGGCAAGGGGCCCUCCUCUACCCUUCGCCAUAGGGCUCAGCCCUCUGAUUUGGGUAAGCAGAGGCCUGUGGCCAGCAGGGCAGAGUCCAAGGCCCUUCUAAGAAUGUGGCCAAACAAGAUGAUGGCUUGUGGAGCAGCCAGAAACCCUAAUCAGAGGACCCUAAAUUCCUUCUAAAGGGACCAGGGUCAGGGCUUCCUCCCUAAACCCUUCUGGGGGGCUUCUGGAGAGGUAGUAGUGCCCUGGGCUGUACUUGACUGUGGAGGGUUUUUGUGGGGCCCCGGUGCUGGGUAGGAGUUCUCCUGAGCCCCUGCACAGGGGGAGGGUUUGGGGCUUUCUGCGCAGUGGAGCCUGGGCUGGCGGGGGCUUCCCUCCCCCAACCUGGUGCUGCUCCUGAUGGCAGGGAUUGCGUGGCUUGGCAGCCUAGCUGCCUCGGGCCCAGCUUCCUUCUGUUGGGGCGUUCCUGCCCCACUGGCUCUGCCGGAUGGGGCCACUUUGCUGUCAAGCCUGCUGGCAUCUCUUCUCCUUUGUCCCUCUGCAUAGAGCUAACCCAGAGACCCUGAGACCCAUGAGGGCCUUGCUGGACCAGGAGCUUGGCUGCCACAGCCAAGGCCGAGGCUCUUGCUGGUCUGUCUCCAACACGUGGCCUUGCCCUCCCCAAGCUUGGGCAGUGUGGCACUCACUACCUGUGGGCUUGGGGUCAGCCCUGGCCAAGUGAAGGGUAGCAGGUGGCACCUGAAGGAACAGGCCUUUCCACUUUGGUCCUAACUCCCAGCCAGGCGCACUGGAAGGAAGCCCUGGGCACGCUGGUCUCCCUGUCCCAGUGAGGCGAUCUCGUGUCCUUCCCUAUAGGCCCAGGAACCUCAUCUGAUCCCAUUGCUCUGUCAUGGGUCAGGUGGGGACGUGGGCCUUCCUGUCUGUCCCUUGGUGGUGGCCACUGGGGAAGGUCUAUGGUCAGGACAUCCACCAGUGUGAGCUGAGGUUGGACACAAUUGCAGGCUUGAGUCAGACCCAGCCCAGGCAUCUCCUGAUUCAGGGAUCUGUGCCCAGAGAUCCCGAAAUGACAGCAGCCUCCACUGGCUCCUGGAAGCUGAACCAAGGCUAAAGCAGGGCUCAGCUCGCCUCUGGACUUGCUGGACACACGGAGGAUCUGGGCUCAGACUACAGGCUGUAGGGUGCUGUCCCCAACCCCCUGCUGAGAACGAGCCACGGCCCAUUGUUGCUGGGGUCACCACCUCGCCACACCACAGCCUCAUGGUUCUCUCUGCCCUGAGCUGGCGCCUGCAUCCCCUCCACUUCCCGGAGGGUGACCUGGGCCCAGCUAGCCAGUUCUUCUUCACUUGUGGCUGGAGGGGAUCUGCAUGCUGUUGGCCACAUUGCAAAGGACCCUCAAAUGCCUCAGUCCCGCUUUGGGGUGUCCAACUGGGGGGAGGACAGGGAACAGGUUGGUGGCCAGUCAGCAUGGCCUGUGGCUUGCUCUCCCUCGACCCUUGUCCCAGCCCUCAGUUCAGGCUGGACUCUUUCAUCCUGUGGUAGGCCCUGUUGGGCCAUCAGGGCUAAACUUUCUCAAAUCCCAGGACAAGCAGGUUGGAGCAGAGGGUCCCCUGAGUCAUUGGCCCACCACCCUCCCCACAAAUGGAGAAGCCAGAACUGCGACUUUUCUGUCUGGGAAAAUCAAACUGGAACCGAGCGGCCUGAACCCUGCUGUCCUUGUGGUAAAGAUAUCUCUUAUCUGAUCCAAUUUUGCUUUUAUUUUUUUCUAACAGUGCCUUCAAAGUACAAAUGAAAUUGAUGCCUUGUCAUAAAACAAAAAUAAAAGAUUUGAGGGCAACUGCUUUGGCCACAUGCACAACUGCACAGGAACUGUGCAUUUCAAUCAGUGUAUCAAUAAAACCAUCCUGCCAUGUA